AUGCCUCGAACCAGCUUGAGAUUGCACGCCAAUUUAAAGGCAUCCGAAGUGAACACUAGGAGAAUCUGGAUGCCGCUUCAUCUUGACAACCUUGACUAUCCACAGAACGUGCUUGAUCGCCAGACUGUCCUCGAUCUUAUUCGAAGUGUCUAUGAUCCAUUGCUGAUUGCUUGGCUUGCUGAUCCAAGUCAUACCUGGGUAAACCAGUUCUCAAGAAGGUCUUCCGGCAACCAAUUCCAAACACAGAUUCUCGCUAGGAUGGGAGAGCUGCCAUCAAGUAUUCAAUCGAUAGAGUCCGAGAAAGUUCUUGGUGAAAUUCUAUACGAUAUUCUUAGAUUUUACCGACUCACCGAUGCCGCCUGGAGGGUACCUGCUCUAGGCGCUGCUACCACUCCGCCUUCCCCUCCCCCUCCUCCCCCUCCUCCUGCUGCCCCUGCUCCUGACGCUAUGCCUGCCGAAGGGGAAACUGGGGACGUGCUUUCUGCUGCUAUUGCCAUAGGGGUGGUUAUCGCUGCUGCUAACCUAGAAGUGCUUACAGAUGCCGCAACCCAAGUACUUGAUCCUGCUACUGCUGCCCGCCAUCCUACUCCGCUAGAGAUACUUGCAGAAGUUGCAAGCUCAGCUGAGCCUAGUCCAUUAGUUUCUCCUACUGCUUCCCUCGACAUACUUGCUGCUGCUGCUGCCACACUUCCAUAUGCUCCUAUGCCCACCCCUGCUGCUGCCCCCACCCCGGUUGACUCUCCUGCUCCUAGAACCAAGCGAGGUAGGGAAGAUGAGCCUGAGUAUGAGUCCGAGGAACCUGCUAAGAAGAAGCAAGCGGUGAGUCCGAAGUAA
Molecule: messenger RNA, 834 nt
Organism: Penicillium digitatum Pd1
Lineage: Eukaryota; Fungi; Ascomycota; Eurotiomycetes; Eurotiales; Aspergillaceae
Source: RefSeq, a predicted model, not a curated record